UGAAAGUAAACCAUUCAUCUUCAGUUUUCACAUAUAUCCCCAUUUCUUUCUACUUCUUUUUACUACUUCCAUAUUCUUUCUUCUACUUCGUCCUUCUAUUUUCAGCUCUGUUUCCUUGUAUAACCCCACUUUCUACUUUCUUCCCUAACCCAAUAGAUCAUUACACAACAAGAAGUUACCAUCUUUCUUUUCAAUUUUCAUACAUUAUCUAGGGUUCAUGUAUCUUUUAGUUCGUACACAUGCUUAUACCUCUCAAUUUCUUAUGAUCGAAGCCGAAGAAAAUGUAUGAUCAAGGUCCUAAAUACGCAGUUCACCCUUUUCAUUAGGUACACAUACAUCACUCAUGAAGUCAAACCAUAGUACGAUCUUCAUUUAGCUAAAAAGAUUGUAUCUUUUCACUUAUCCAGAGGUAAGAAAACCGAGUGUGGAUCACAAUUGUGAUGCUGAAUGUUGCUUCCAGUUGUUGGGUUAGAGAUGAAUUCUGCAAUGGAUGACAUCAGCAUGAUUCAACAACGCCAUCAUCUUGUGGUUCGUGAACUCGGUGGAGAAAUUGAUUUAGAAAUUGGGCCUGGUGAUGAUGACCCUUCAUUUUCCCACACCCCUUUAAUUACAGUUCCACCACAAGAAUCUUCAGCUGAUGAUCAUGAAGAAAACAAGAACAUGGCAAUUGUGUCCCACCUUCAAAGUGAAGAUCAAGAACUAUUGAAAUCACUUCCAGCUAAAAGAAAGAAGAAAGUGGUGAAAAGAUGGAGAGAGGAAUGGGCUGAUACGUAUAAAUGGGCUUAUGUUGAUGUGAAAGAAGGGACAACAAGGAUAUUUUGCUCGAUUUGUAGGGAGUAUGGUAGGAAACAUAGAAGAAAUCCUUAUGGAAAUGAAGGGAGUAGAAAUAUGCAAAUGAGUGCUUUAGAAGAACAUAACAACAGUUUGCUUCAUAAAGAGGCUCUUCGUCUCCAAAUGGCUUCUAAAGAUAAGAUCAUUGCUGAUAAGCCCAUAUAUGUAAAAGCUCUCAUGUCAAAAUCAGCUGGAUCGAUUGUUGAAGCUGCACUAAAAAGAGAUCCAAAUGAGCUUGAGUUCAUACAGUCUGUGCAAGAAGUUAUUCAUGCUCUUGAAAGAGUUAUUUCAAAAAACUCCGGUUAUGUGAACACAAUGGAGCGAUUGUUAGAGCCUGAACGCACGAUUAUCUUCCGAGUUCCAUGGGUUGAUGAUAGAGGUGAAAUGCAUGUUAAUCGAGGUUUUAGGGUUCAAUUUAAUCAGACAUUGGGUCCAUGUAGGGGAGGCCUUCGUUUCCACCCUUCUAUGAACUUAAGUAUUGCCAAGUUUCUCGGUUUCCAACAGACAUUAAGAACUGCAUUAUCUCCUUAUCGACUUGGAGGAGCAUCAGGGGGAAGUGAUUUUGAUCCAAAAGGGAAAAGUGACAAUGAGAUUAUGCAUUUCUGCCAGAGCUAUAUGGAUGAGCUCUAUCGCUACAUGGGUCCCGAUAAGGAUCUUCCUUCAGAGGAGAUGGGUGUUGGUACCCGUGAAAUGGGGUUUCUUUAUGGUCAGUAUAGACGCCUAGCUGGACAUUCUCAGGGAAGUUUCACGGGCCCACGUCUUAAUUGGUCUGGUUCUAGCUUGCGUACUGAAGCUAUGGGUUAUGGACUAGUUUUUUUUGCACAACUUAUACUAGCAGACAUGAAUAAAGAACUCAAAGGACUAAGAUGUGUGGUUAGUGGGUCUGGAAAGAUAGCAAUGCAUGUAUUGGAGAAGCUCAUUGCAUAUGGUGCUCUUCCCAUCACUGUGUCAGAUUCCAAAGGUUAUUUAGUGGAUGAAGAUGGAUUCGAUUUCAUGAAACUAUCUUUCCUUAGAGACAUCAAAGCACAACAUAGAACUUUAAGAGAUUAUUCAAAAACUUAUGCACGUGCUAAGUACUAUGAUGAAGCAAAACCUUGGAAUGAAAGAUGUGAUGUUGCUUUUCCAUGUGCUUCACAAAAUGAGAUUGACCAUAAUGAUGCCAUUACUUUGGUCAACUCUGGUUGUCGUAUACUUAUUGAAGGUUCCAACAUGCCAUGUACACCUGAAGCCAUGGAUGUGUUGAAAGGGGCCAAUGUUUUGAUUGCUCCUUCCAUAGCUGCUGGGACAGGAGGGGUUGUUGCUGGUGAGCUUGAGCUAAAAGAAUAUAAUUUGAACUGGGCACCCGAGGACUUUGAGUCUAAACUACAGGAAGCAAUUAAACAGACGUACCAACGAGCUCUAAAAACAGCAGCUGAAUUUGGUUAUCAGAAAGAAAGUCCCGAGGCAUUGAUACAUGGUGCAGUGAUAUCUGCAUUUUUGACGAUUGCGAGUGGGAUGUCAGAGCAAGGAUGUGAAGAUGAAGGUGAGAACUCUCACAAGGGAAAUCGCCGCCUUAUCAAAACCCUAACGUGA
Messenger RNA from Lactuca virosa, 2403 nucleotides. NCBI's taxonomy places the organism in Eukaryota, Viridiplantae, Streptophyta, Magnoliopsida, Asterales, Asteraceae. The record is from the annotation of a GenBank genome assembly.